Molecule: messenger RNA, 1965 nt
Organism: Cucumis sativus (cucumber)
Lineage: Eukaryota; Viridiplantae; Streptophyta; Magnoliopsida; Cucurbitales; Cucurbitaceae
Exons: 1
Coding region: 1-1965 (654 amino acids)
Source: RefSeq, a predicted model, not a curated record
AUGGACAAGUCAUGGAUGACCCAAAAUAGGAUGUCAAGAGAAUAUGAUUUAGGAGUCGAAAGGUUCAUUAAAUUUGGGUUGAGUCAUGCCAAAGGUCUUAAUUCAAUUAGAUGUUCAUGUUUGAAUUGCGGCAAUCGUUUACUUAAGGAUGUCUCAACAGUUCGGUAUCAUCUGUAUGCCAAUGGAAUUGAUAAGAGUUACAAGGUAUGGAUCUGGCAUGGUGAAGAAUUGAACUCAGAUAACGUUGCCAACACGAUGGAAACUACAGUGGAUGAAACUGAUGAAAACGACGAUUUAUUUAAUACAAUUAAUAUGGUACAAUCUGUUCAAGAACAAUCUUUUAAUGCAUCAAAUACCUUCGACACUAUGUUUGAUGACGCGAAGAAACCCUUAUACCCAGGAUGUAAGAAAUUCACAAAGUUAUCAGCCCUCGUGAGAUUGUAUAACCUGAAGGUUAGGUAUGGUUGGACGAAUACUAGCUUCUCUGAAUUGCUGUCCAUAAUAAGUGAUCUAUUACCUGAUAACAAUGAAAUUCCAUGUUCUUUGUACGAAGCGAAGAAAACACUUGGUGCCCUAGGACUGAGUUACCAAAAGAUUGAUGCAUGCCCUAAUGAUUGUUGCUUGUACAGAAAAGAAUAUGAAAAGUUGACCAAGUGCCCUAAGUGUGGUUUGUCAAGGUGGAAGAUCGCUAAGAACUCAAAGAAGGAAAAAAGUGGUGUGGCUGCUAAGCAGAUGUGGUACUUUCCAAUAAUUCCAAGAUUUAUAAGAAUGUUCAAGAGAUCUGAAAAUGCUAAGAACUUGUGUUGGCAUGCGAUAGAUAGACAAGUUGAUGGUGUUUUGAGACACCCGGCUGACACUCCAUCAUGGAGAUUGAUAGACCACAUGUGGCCAACCUUUGGGUCAGAACCGAGAAAUCUCUGUUUGGGUUUGUCUACUGAUGGAAUUAACCCAUUUGGAGAUAUGUCAACGACGUACAGUUGUUGGCCCAUCAUCACUACAAUAUACAACCUUCCACCAUGGCUGUGUAUGAGAAGAAAACAUUUGAUGCUGACAAUGUUAAUAUCAGGUCCAAAGCAACCGGGGUACGAUAUCAAUACGUACUUAGCACCUUUAAUUGAUGAUCUACAAACGUUGUGGACGGAUGGAGUUCGUUGUUUCGAUGCAUAUAAGGAAGAAUAUUUCACACUGCGGGCUGUCUUAUUAUGGACCAUCAACGAUUUUCCAGCAUACGGUAAUCUAUGCGGUUUUAGUGUGAAAGGAUACAAGGCUUGUCCAAUAUGUGGAGAGGAGACUACUUCUAUAAGAUUGCAACAUGGAAAGAAAAUGUCAUACAUGGGACACAGGAAGUAUUUGCCAAGACAUCAUCCAUACAGAUUACAAAAAAAAAAAUUUAAUGGGAAGCAAGAGCAUGGAAUUCCUCCACAACCCUUGUCGGGCGAGGCCAUGUACCUUAAGAUGAAAGACAUGAUAUUUUCAUGUGGGAAGAAGUGUGGGAAGACUGUGCAUAAUGAAGGUGGCAAUGACUAUUGGAAAAGAAGACCUGCUUUUUUUCAACUACCAUAUUGGAAACACUUGCAUGUUCGACACUGUUUAGACAUAAUGCAUAUUGAAAAAAAUGUAUGCAUGAACAUAGUGGGCACCUUACUUGAUAUACCAGGAAAAAGUAAGGAUGAGAUGAAUACUAGACUUGACUUGGUUGAGAUGAAAAUUAGACCAGAAUUGGCACCAACGUUUACUGGUAAUAGAACUUAUAUCCCUGCGACAUGUUAUACACUGUCAAAAGAAGAGAAGUAUCGAUUUUGCAAGACUUUGUCAGAAAUUAAAGUUCCAGAAGGUUAUUCAGCAAAUAUUAGUAGUCGUGUCUCUUUGGAUGCCUUAAAACUGACCGGCCUUAAGUCGCACGACUGUCAUGUUUUAAUGCAGCAACUGCUUCCAAUUGACAUUCAGUCCUACCGAAGAAUGUGA